GCGUGGAGACACGGGUGCUCGCUAUUCAAGUCAUGGACUGCAGCAAGGAGAACAUUUAGGAGCCGGUGGCGGCUUUUAUUUACACCCAACCACAGCGCCCAGCCAACCUGCUCUCACAGAUCUGAUCGAUAGGUGCUGUGGUCGUGUAGACGCGCGAUGAGAAUCUAUCGGUGCCGUUUUGUCAUGUGAGAUAACGGUCGCCUCGGGACGGAGAUAUCCUUAAUUUCUAGCUAGAUUCGUUUUGCGCUCGCUGCCACCCGAUCAGCCGUAGAUUUAAUAAUUCGCCGUGACGGAUGUAUGCCUGGAAAAUACCCCUCUAAUUCACGUGUUUACGGAUUUAUACCGCUUUUUGUGUGAUAGAGAAUUUUGGACUUUGGCUGUAGGUAGACGAGUCUCUCUCACAGACACCAGAAACUCUGCUGGAUUGUUAUCCUGGAAAAUAUCAUCCAGCCCAACGAGGGGAAGAGGGGAUGAAUGGUGGUCGCAGCGCAACUCUUUUUUUUUCUUUUCUUUUUUUUUUUUUUUUGAAUGUUAGAUUUUGACUUGCGAUCGGCACAGACUGCAGCAUUCUUCCGUCCGCUUUCUCAUGGAGAUUUGUGCCUCGAUCUGACUGCAAACCUUCAAAACCGGACCGGGCCCUUCUGAUUCCGCCUGCUGCUCCUCAACUCGACCAUCUUCAUUCGAGAAAAUGCAGAACACUAACAGCAGAUGAACUAUGAAUGCUGAACAAAAUGAUCUCCACCCUCCAGCGCCAGACAAUGAGAGGUCGUAGGCUGAAGGGGGCACUGUCGGACCCCCUCUUUGUGCUGCUCUUGGCUCUUCAGAUCUUGGUGGUGGCAGGGCUCGUCCGCGCUCAGACCUGCCCUUCAGUCUGCUCAUGCAGUAACCAGUUCAGCAAAGUCAUAUGCACCCGGCGAAGCCUGCGCGACGUUCCAGAUGGCAUUUCCACUAACACUCGUUACCUUAAUCUCCAGGAUAACCUUAUCCAGGUAAUCAAGGUUGACAGUUUUAAACAUCUGCGCCAUCUGGAGAUACUACAGCUGAGCAAGAAUCACAUCCGCAGCAUUGAGAUUGGCGCCUUCAAUGGCCUCACCAGCCUCAACACUUUGGAGCUCUUUGAUAAUCGGCUCACGACAAUCCCCAUUGGAGCGUUUGAGUAUUUGUCCAAGCUUAAAGAAUUGUGGCUUCGGAACAACCCCAUCGAGAGUAUUCCGCCCUAUGCCUUCAACAGGGUCCCGUCGCUACGAAGGCUGGACUUGGGCGAGCUCAAACGUCUCUCGUACAUUUCCGAUUUAGCGUUCAAGGACUUAAGCAAUCUGCGCUACCUGAAUUUAGGAAUGUGCAACCUCAAAGAGAUCCCUAACAUCUUGCCGCUUGUGCGACUUGAAGAGCUGGAGAUGUCGGGAAACCAGCUGUCCGUCGUCAAGCCCAGCUCAUUCGCCGGACUUGUGAACCUUCAGAAGCUCUGGAUGAUGCAUGCCCAGAUCCAGACCAUCGAGAGGAAUUCUUUUGACGACCUGGCCUCACUGGUGGAGUUAAAUCUCGCCCACAAUAACCUCACCUUCUUACCCCACGACCUCUUUACACCCUUGCAUCGCUUGGAGCGAGUCCACCUCCAUCACAACCCCUGGAACUGCAACUGCGAUAUCUUGUGGCUCAGCUGGUGGCUGAAGGAGACGGUGCCUGCCAAUACCAGCUGUUGCGCUCGCUGUCACACUCCCUCAGUCUUCAAAGGUCGAUACAUCGGGGAGCUGGACCACAGCUACUUUCAGUGUGACGUGCCGGUCAUCGUGGAGCCCCCCACUGACUUAAAUGUGACGGAGGGCAUGGGAGCCGAGCUUAAAUGCCGUACAAGUUCCUUGACAUCCAUUAGCUGGCUGACACCAAAUGGCUCAUUAGUGACACACGGGGCGUACAAGGUGCGCUUGUCCGUGCUCAACGAUGGAACGCUGAACUUCACGAGCGUGGUGAUGCAGGACACUGGAACCUACACCUGCAUGGUUAGCAACACAGCGGGCAACAUUUCUGCCUCCGCUGUGCUCAAUGUCACCUCUGUGGAUAACAGCGGGGUGACCUAUUUCACCACUGUCACUGUGGAGACCAUUGAGGCUCCUGGGGAAGACAUUCAAACCCCACUUCCCCCAUUUGGCUGGGUUUCAUCCUCCACCACAAAAGGCACUCCUGUUUCCACAAGGACCACAGAGCGGACUUACACCAUUCCAGUUCUCGAUCAGGACGGCGAGGGAGCUCUCAACGGCCUGGAUGAGGUGAUGAAAACCACCAAGAUUAUUAUCGGCUGCUUCGUGGCCAUCACGCUUAUGGCCGCUGUAUUGCUGGUCAUUUUCUACAAGAUGAGGAAGCAGCAUAACCAGCAGGAUCCCGACGGCCCGGCCUCCUCCAUGGAGGUCAUCACUGUCGAGGAAGAGCUGGCAGGUGUUGCAGCCAUGGAGAGGCACCUAUCACUUCCACCGCUGGAGCACUACAAUCACUACAACACCUACAAGAACACAUAUCAUCACCCGGCAAUGCUCAGUACUAUACACAGCUCAGCUGCGCAGGAACCUUUACUCAUUCAAGCCUGCUCUAAAGACAACGUUCAAGAAACCCAAAUCUAAUCAGUGACCUACUUUUGUCCACAUACAAAAAAAAAAAAAAAACCUGAGGAAUUUCAUAUUUGGGAUAUGACAAACAUCAUGAAGAUGAAAAUACUUUCAAGUGACUUUAUGACAUAGUCGAUGUCGAUAAAUCAGCAUUUGGCAAAGGGACCACAGAUGACUCUUUGAAAGUGUCUUUACAAAAACAAAGAUUAUUUAUUUAUAAUAAAAAAAAAAGAUGUUAAGUGGCAAAAUUAAGAAAGAAGUCCAUUUGUAAGAGGUUUUUCUUUUAGCACUUUUGAUUUCUCUCUUUUUCUCUGUGUAAUAUUGCUUAAGGAAAAGAAUGGUUUGCCAUAAAUGUGAAUACCUGAUGUUUCGUGUAGAUAUGUGGCAUCUUCAUGCUCAUGAGUCAAAUUCUUUCUGGUGAGGGCCGUUGUUAUUUUUAUACAUGGAAUCUGUCACGUUCCUGUCUUCUGUUCAGAAUUGAUUUUCACUGUAGUAGUCAAGCCUGGGACAUAACAGUGGGGAUGCACCCGGCAAAUAAGCUGAUAAUUAAGAUAAAGUUCACGCUAUCGCCAUUUCCCCUUUUCAUCCCCCCUUGGUCUCCACAGUCGCAGCACUCCCUGCCUCCUCCUUUCUCCAGAUUUAGCCUCAUUACAUACCGCCUUUGCUCUCCUCUAUUAUUGUCUCCGCUUCCAUUGUUUGAUUUUCUCUGUCACUAAGUUCAGGCACGUGUUUCACCUUUCGCUGUCUCUCAUUUGUCGCUCUUUAUCCGUGCCAUGCGCUGCGUUACAGCAGAACAUUAGCACCGAAAGGAAAAAAAAAAGAAAAGCGCGGGAGCAGACGGCAGAAGUCAGUCGUCUCACUUUUAACCCAGAAAUGAUGUACAUCCAUGCACCCCAGGGUCGCACAGGCUUAUACGCUGAUAGUCCAUCUGUUAGUUACAGAUAAAGAGGCAAAUGAGGCUGCUUUGUAAUGUAGUGUGACUCUGUCAGACUAACACAGACAUGCCUGACAAACCCCGAGAAGCACUGAGGAACCUGCUGCAAAAUAAGGAGGAAUAGGUUAUAGCUCAUUAAUCCGUAUCAGCAGUUCAUUUGCAGACUAACAGAGGAAAGCUGAUAGCAAACCAGCAUGAGGUUGUUCCUCUCUCCCUGUGCCUAACAUCUAACUGGGGAUGAAGGCCUUUGAUAUUGGAUCGACCCCUGCACAGUCUCGUUUCGGCUGGCGAAAAACAUACACACGCUUUGAUGUUUCAUCAUUUAUAGACGAUCAAAACAUUUUUCCCUUCCUGUAGUCUGUUUGCGUUUACUCUUUCAAAAGAAGAAGGGCAAAGCUGGGAUAAAGGGUGAGGAUCAGCGGGAGGGCGGAGCCAAGGCAGUUCCACAACUCGUGAAGUGUUUCAUUCUGAGGUAUUGCAGAUGAGUAGCGAAGUAAGUGAAGGAGAAAAAAAAAGGAAAACGGAUGAUCUGGUAAAAGCUUUCCAUCAGGCUAUCACCAUGGAAACAGUGACCCCGAACAGGAAGUGGGUUGGCCUGUUGUUCUGAUCUUCACAUGACAGUGUCCCAUAAACUGUUCAUUAUUGACUAAAUUGAGGUAAUAUUGUACUUUAUUCAAAUGGGGCCGCUCGAUUGGGCUGUCUGCCCGCCAGUUUUUACGUGAUCUAUUUCCACCUCGGUGAAGACAGAGCUUACACGGGACAACGGUCUCCUUGGUUUCAAAAUGCCUAUUGAGAAAGGACGAAUGUGCCACCAAAGGUAACAAGGGAACCAUUCUUUUCCUUCUACCCGUUUUCCUUUUCAGUGCUUCAAUGCUUUUCAAUGCUUUUGGUGGCUUAAUUAUUCAAUGUUGAAGCUGGCUAAACUUUGAAUAAUAUUUUAUAUCAAAUAAAUAUAUUUAGAAAUGAAGCGGUGCGGAGGGAACACGAAGGAUCAACUCUGCUCUGUUUGCUAGGACAGAGAGCUUUAUCUCGGAGAGAGGUCUGUAUGCCCAAGUCGGAUGGAGACGUGCAGAUUUUGUAUACCAGCAGAGUGAGCUUGAUUUUUGUGCAAGUCCCUUAAGCCAAGGUGAUACUAUGUUUGUGUGUUUUUCCGCCAACCGUCUGUGUA
Messenger RNA from Synchiropus splendidus (mandarinfish), 4702 nucleotides. RefSeq names its product leucine rich repeat containing 4C, genome duplicate b (gene lrrc4cb). Bases 720 to 2615 code for a protein of 631 amino acids. Gene Ontology annotation, biological process: regulation of axonogenesis; synaptic membrane adhesion; modulation of chemical synaptic transmission. NCBI's taxonomy places the organism in Eukaryota, Metazoa, Chordata, Actinopteri, Syngnathiformes, Callionymidae. The transcript has 2 exons. The record is from RefSeq and is a predicted model, not a curated record. Gene Ontology annotation, cellular component: glutamatergic synapse; plasma membrane; postsynaptic density membrane. Gene Ontology annotation, molecular function: cell-cell adhesion mediator activity.